Trypanosoma brucei brucei TREU927 is the source of this 3516-nucleotide messenger RNA. Its product is annotated as expression site-associated gene 4 (ESAG4) protein, putative. The coding region runs from base 1 to 3516 and encodes 1171 amino acids. Lineage: Eukaryota; Euglenozoa; Kinetoplastea; Trypanosomatida; Trypanosomatidae. The record is from RefSeq and is a predicted model, not a curated record. The transcript has a single exon. Gene Ontology annotation, biological process: cyclic nucleotide biosynthetic process; intracellular signal transduction.
AUGUACGGCGCUGGUUUCCCACACAACGUCGUUGACUCCCUCAAUGCAGGUUUGAGCGCAUCCAUUGCAACACGUGAAGAAAAACUACAUACGUUGGUUAAGGUUUCUCUAAUCCAACCUUCUUCGUAUGAGGAAUCGGUCGAACAGUUGCUUACAACAAAUGUGGAAAAAGCAGGGGAUGAGCUUCUUGUUAUAGUUGGACCACUGGGGAACCAAAACGUACUUUGGGUUCGAGACAAAUUGGAGGAACAUGAUUUAGUUGCCUUUGCACCUCUCUCUUAUUCUGAUGAAGUUCGUGGGUGGAAUCCUCAUUUCUAUUAUCCAAGUGUUGAACCCAAAGCUGAGUUACUUGCUCUGAUUCGUUAUGCUGUCGUAUUUCUUCGACUUCGACGCGUGGGUUUUAUGUAUCUGAAAGGCACAAACUUUGGUGAUUCUUCAUAUACCUUUACAGAGCAGGUGAUGUCUAUGAUGGGAUAUAAGUUGUGUGGUACAUUUGCCAUUGAUGGUAAUGUUAAUGAGCGUAUUGGAGAUGACGUAUUCGACAAGGAGUGGGAGAAAUUUGUGAAGACACGACCACAAGCCGUGUUGCUAUUUGGUUCUCCACAUGACAUCACCAAAAAAUUUAUUCACUAUUUAUUGAGAGAGGAUCAUCACACGGCAGAUGCCUUUGUACUCACUACGUCUAGUUCGCAAACAUUUCUGCUGAAUACCUGGAAGGAAGCUUUGGAAGAAACUAAUACGGAAUUAAAACCUGGUCAACUUAUUAUUACUGGUACUGGUCCACUUGCGGGUGACACACGAUACAAAAUCAUUCAACGCUUCCGUGAAGAAAUGACAAAAUAUUUGAAUACUAAUGAGAACUGGGGUGGUUUUGCGAAGCCAGAACACUUUGACACAAACCAUAACAGUGGAGAAUUGAUGGUUCUCGGGUGGCUUGCUGGAGAGAUGCUUAUGCGAGCAUUAGUUGACACCAUAUCAUUAACAAAUCGCACCUUGUUUAGAUUAUCACUUUAUAAUCAGCGCCGUUACUUGAUUGAUGAUAUGGUGAUUGGUGACUUUGGAGGUGAGUGUGGCAGUGCUGCUCAACUUCAAGGUGCCGUGUGUCGUUGCAAUCAAGGAGGAAGUGUAGUGUAUAUGAAGGAAGUGGUGGGAAAAUACCAUUUGGAAGCAGUUGAAGAGGGACUCCUGACGUGGGGAACAACUCGUUGCUUUAGUACUGGAAUUCGUGUUUAUGCGCCACUGAGUGGUCUAGUGAUAUUGAUAUCUGAUAACCACGUUGUCCAGCGCGCAAAUUCGUUGUAUUUUAGUGGUGCAGUUACACUGACUGGAAAUGAUCACAUCGGAGACAACGAUAGGCUGUUCUUUCAUUCCCUUAAUUCUUCAUAUUCAGGAGCUGCGAAGGACCUUAAUGAUACAUUGGAUGAAAGGAUUGUUUCUGCUGUAUUCGGUGUUGUAACCAAUGAGGUGCUCACCACACCGGGUGUUAUCUUCUUUGACCCUAUGGUGGUUUUUCCUCAGGUGAGCACAUUCAAAAGGAAUGUCAUACACUUCUUCCCUACGCUCACCCAAGAACUGUAUGUGCUUGCGCAGUAUUUCUCACGUUUAACAAAUCAUAUUGCUCACACUAUAAUUCGGAGUGAUGAAGCAGCUGAAGUUGCUGAGGUACUGUCCAUGUCAUUAAUGACUUUUGGUGCAUCACUCGGGUCCAGAGUUCUUUUGAAUGAACAUGUUUCUGAUAUCCAUAUGGAGCACUUGAAACAUGGUGGUGACGUGUUCAUACUCGGACUUACAACUCCCGAUGUGAAAACGAUAUCGAAAUACCUUGACACCCAUCCUCAAGCUCGUGUGUUCAUAACAUUCACGGACUUGUUAUUAUAUUACGAGGAACUGAAGUUAGAGUUCAGUGUGACUGCAAACGCCAAGGCACAGCGCCUGCUUUUCGCCACUAGUUUGCCGCAUUGGGCUGAUAAUAGUUCCACAUCAGAAACCAUUAUUGCUUACCAUGAAGCCGUUCCCGAUCCGUCACAAUGGUCACCAAUGUCACUCCGUGGCUUUGCCAUUGCUCGAGUGAUGCAAACACUUCUGUUACCCAUGAAGAAGGUUAGCUCUUCCCUAUUGUCUGAUGAAAUAUUUUGGCAAACUUCCUUUGUUAUUGAUGAUAUGAGGUAUGGGCCCUUUAGUGAUUCUGAUUGUAUUGCCAACGGUGUACAAUUGUCUGGUAAUUGUGUUUGGAAUUAUGGUGCGACAGACAUAUCUGUAUGGUCCUUCGGCCGCGUAUUGGACCCCACCUUUCCUGUAAUGCAGGAGCCGGUGACACCUUCUAUUGUGUACAAAAAAAUUCGUGUUCAGUUGUCAUCCUCUCAGGUAGCUGGCAUCAUUAUUGGUUUAGUUUUCGCGUUAUUACUUUUUGUUACCCUUGGAGUAGCACUAUACUGUACCAUCAGUAACAAGCGUGAUAACGAACUAGCACCGAGGCAGUCGACUGAUCCUGUGACACUUAUUUUUACUGAUAUUGAAAGCAGCACAGCACAGUGGGCAACUUACCCUGAUAUUAUGACUGAAGCUGUGGCAGCACAUCACCGUAUGAUUCGCCAACUUGUACUUAAGCACGACUGCUAUGAAGUGAAAACUAUUGGUGAUUCUUUCAUGAUUGCAUGUCAGGACCCAUUUAAGGCUGUACAACUUGCAGCAGACCUCCAACUUAUGUUUUUACAUAAUGAUUGGGGUACGGAUGCAUUGGAUAAUUUCUACCGUGAGUUUGAGGAAGCGAAUGCAAAGGAGGAUAAUGAAUACACUUCUCCUACUGCAUGUCUGGACUCUGAAGUGUAUUGUCGGUUAUGGAGUGGUUUGCGUGUACGCAUUGGUAUUCACACUGGGCUUUGUGAUAUUCGACAUGAUGAAGUUACAAAAGGUUACGAUUACUACGGUCCCACCACCAAUAUGGCAGCUCGCACGGAGAGUGUUGCCAAUGGUGGGCAAGUAUUACUAACACAUGCAACUUAUAUGUCUUUAAGUGAAUCACAGCGGCAUCAAGUUGAUGUAACCGCACUUGGGCCCGUUCAGUUGCGUGGUGUUCCCCAACCGGUACAAUUAUACCAACUUAAUGCAGUACCGGGUCGUACCUUUGUAGCCCUACGCUUGGAUCAUGAUUAUUACUUUGAAGAUGGGAAUGAAACCACCAACUCCACAAGUGAGAAUAGCUCAUCACGCGUGGAAUUAAGUGAAUCAGCUCAGAUGAUUAUGAGUUCACUUCAAAUGUUACUCGCAACAUUCAAAGGUCAGCAACGUGAGAAACUAUUGAUGCCGUACUGUGAACGUUGGCGUGUACCGCUUCCUCGCACUAAUACGGAAGAAUGGAAUGAUGAAUAUUGUCGGGAAGUAAUUCACCGAAUAGCAGCGAAGGUUGGGCGUGUGGCGGAUCAUUACGCAGGUACUCACAGCAAUCACUCCAUCAGCACACUAAGUAGCACGUCAGUGGUAAUUAUAUCCGAUAACAAAAUUUUACUUGAUGAGUGA